UCCGUUCGGCCGCGCUCGGCUCGGCUCGGCCCGGUUCGGCUCCGCCCCGCCCCGUCCGUCCCGGUUCGGCCCGGCCCGGCCCGGCCAUGGGCUGGCCCGUGCUGCUGAGCGCGGCCGCGCUCCUGGCCGCCGCCGCCGCCGCCUGGGAGCCCUCGGCCGAAGAGGAGCGGCUCUUCAAGGCCUGGAUGCUGCAGAACAACCGGCGCUACGGCCCCGAGGAGUACCCGCGCAGGCUGCGCGUCUUCCUGGGCAACAAGCGGCGCAUCGAGGAGCACAACGCCGGCAACCACAGCUUCCAGAUGGGCCUGAACCAGUUCUCGGAUCUGACCUUCGCGGAGUUCAAAAAGCUGUACCUGUGGAGCGAGCCGCAGAACUGCUCAGCCACCAAGGGGAACUUCCUGCGCAGCUCUGGGCCGUAUCCCGACUCCAUCGACUGGAGGAAGAAGGGGAAUUUCGUGACACCCGUGAAGAACCAGGGUGCCUGCGGGAGCUGCUGGACCUUUUCCACCACGGGCUGCUUGGAGUCUGCCAUUGCCAUUGCCACAGGAAAGCUGCUCUCUCUGGCAGAGCAGCAGUUGGUUGAUUGUGCCCAGGCCUUCAACAACCACGGCUGCAGUGGGGGCCUGCCGAGCCAAGCCUUCGAGUACAUCCUGUACAACAAAGGGCUCAUGGGGGAGGACAGCUACCCCUACCGGGCCAAGAACGGCACCUGCAGGUUCCAGCCGGAGAAGGCCAUUGCCUUUGUCAAGGACGUGAUCAACAUCACGCAGUAUGACGAGGAUGGCAUGGUGGAAGCUGUGGGGAAGCACAACCCAGUGAGCUUUGCCUUUGAGGUGACGAGUGACUUCAUGCACUACAGGAAAGGAGUGUAUUCCAACCCCCGCUGCGAGCACACCCCUGACAAGGUGAACCACGCCGUGCUGGCCGUGGGCUACGGAGAGGAGGAUGGCACGCCCUACUGGAUCGUCAAGAACUCCUGGGGCCGCCUGUGGGGCACGCAGGGGUACUUCCUCAUUGAACGAGGCAAGAACAUGUGUGGUCUGGCCGCUUGUGCCUCCUACCCCGUUCCCCGGGUGUAGCACAGCGCCGGGGGACGGGGCUGGAGCGGCUGCGGGGCUGGGUGCCGGCAGGGGGGAGGCGGGACGCGGUGCCCCGCCCGCCUGCCGGAGCUGCCACCUGCCGGAGCUGUCACCUGCCGGAGCUGUCACCUGCUGGAAGUGUCACCUGCUGGAAGUGUCACCUGCCGGAAGUGUCACCUGCCGGAAGUGUCACCUGCCGGAGCUGUCACCUGCUGGAAGUGUCACCUGCCGGAGCUGUCACCUGCCGGAGCUGUCACCUGCCGGAGCUGUCACCUGCCGGAGCUGUCACCUGCUGAAAGUGUCACCUGCCGGAGCUGUCACCUGCGGGCCCUUGGCUCGCACACCGCUGCUGCGCCCGCCCGCUCCAGCCAAAGCCCGGCGUGCCCCCUGCCCCUGCCACGUUCCCUGCUCCUGCCGCCGCGCCCAGGUGUGCCCAGGUGUGCCCAGGUGUGCCCAGGUGCGCCUCCAGCCGCCUGUCCCCACCUGUGGGCAGCAGCGGGACCGCCCGGGUGCCCGGACACCCCGCAGGCUCCGGUUGGAGCGCCCCCCGCCCCUCGGGUGGAUCUUUUUUUUUUUUUUUUUUUUUUGCAAUCACCAGGUGUCAAUUUUAGCGAUUUUAAAAUUUUCUUUGAAGGUAAUCUCCCUGUUCUUUGAAGGAAGGAUGAGUGAGUGCUGUGAUUUGUACACUUUUACCGAUUUUCAUGAAAUGCCUGCUAUAUUUUGUAUUAAAAACCAGGGUGUUUUAAUGCACGUAGAGAAGAAA
Molecule: messenger RNA, 1842 nt
Organism: Vidua macroura (Pin-tailed whydah)
Lineage: Eukaryota; Metazoa; Chordata; Aves; Passeriformes; Viduidae
Gene: CTSH
Product: cathepsin H
Exons: 12
Coding region: 87-1079 (330 amino acids)
Biological process (GO): immune response
Cellular component (GO): lysosome
Molecular function (GO): cysteine-type endopeptidase activity
Source: RefSeq, a predicted model, not a curated record